CCCGGCCCCGCGGCCCCCGCGCCGUAUAAAUAGAGGCAGCGAGCGGCAGAGAGCUCCUGGCAGCCACCAUGAAGCGCCUCAACCUGCUGUGCUGCUGCGUGGCCUCGCUCCUGCUCCUCGGCACGGCAGAGCCGCGUACCCCAGCCCCAGAUGUCGGCCGUGCCGCACAACGCCCCUCAUCGGCCAUGGAGCCCCAGCUGGAGGAGAUGGCCGCCGCCGGCAGCCCUGAGGAGAAGGAAGAUGGCGGCACCGCCAAUGCCUCCAUGCCCAGUGCUGCAGAGAAUGGAGGCAGCACGGGGGAGGAAGAGUUGAAGGGAGGCCCGAGUGGGGCCACGGGGCUCAGCCAGGAGGGGCCCCACAGUGAACAGGGCCCCGGGGAGGAUGAGGCCAUGUUGGGUGUCCCUGAGGCAGCGGGAGAGGCUGCCCACCAGCAUGGCCCACAAGAUGGCUCCCGCGACCAGGAGAGGUGAGGAGGCUGAUGGUGGCACCAAGGAAGCAGGCCGCUGAGGAGCAGGGGAAGCCUGAGGGAGAGAAAAUGGAGGAGCCAAGAGUGGUGUCUGCUCCUGAGAGAGAAGAAGAAGGGGAAGAGCAGAGCUCAGAGGAAGAUGACGAGCAGGGGGAAUCUGAGGAAGAGGGUGGGGAGUCUGAAGAAGAUGGAAGCAAAGGAGAGUCAGAGGAGGAGGGAAAGUCUGAGGAGGAGGGAGAGUCUGAGGAGGACGCUGCUGGCCCAGCAGGGCCAGAGGACGGAGCUGAAGGAAGUGACAAGGAAGAGACCUGGCGUUUUAGGGGAAAGUGGCCACAGCAAAGCAGCAGCUGCCAGCAAGGGAGAAGCCAAGGAUGGCCCUACCAGCUGCCAUCACCCACCGUGUGGGGACGUGGAGCCUGGCUCUGGCAGCAGCAGCCCAGCAACAGCAGAAAACCCACCUACAGCCGUGGAAGAACCAGCAGCAGCUGAAGACCCACCAGCAGCUGUUGAAACCCCACCAGCAGUAGUGGAAGACCCACCAGCAGUAGUGGAAAACCCACCAGCAGCAGAAGACCCUCCAGUAGCAGAAGACCCUCCAACAGCAGAAGACCCUCCAGCAGCAGUGAAAAACCCACCAGCAGCAGAAGACCCUCCAGUAGCAGAAGACCCUCCAGUAGCAGAAGACCCUCCAGUAGUGGAAGACCCUCCAGCAGCAGCCCCCCCUGCAGACAACCCAUCGCUGGCAGAAACGGAGAGCCCACCCAGCCCCAGCGCCCACCCUGCUGCCGCUGAGCGCCAGCACAGCCAGAUAGAAGAGGUUGAGGAUGCCAGCGAGCCCACCAAGCGCGACCGGUCCCACUUGGAGAGCACCCUCAAGCUGAACGAAGACAAACCUGCCGACGACUUCUCAGGAGUACUGCAGCGGCUGAGGAAGAUCUACCACUCCUCCAUCAAGCCCCUGGAGCAGUCCUACAGAUACAAUGAGCUGAGGCAGCAUGAGAUCACAGAUGGGGAGAUCACUUCCAAGCCGAUGGUGCUAUUCCUGGGACCGUGGAGCGUCGGUAAAUCCUCCAUGAUAAACUACCUCCUAGGGCUGGACGACACUCCCUACCAGCUCUACACAGGGGCAGAACCCACCACCUCCGAAUUCACCGUCAUCAUGCACGGCCCCAAGCUGAAGACCAUCGAGGGCAUCGUGAUGGCUGCAGACAGCGCGCGCUCCUUCUCGCCCCUGGAGAAGUUUGGGCAGAACUUCUUGGAGAAGCUGAUAGGGAUAGAGGUGCCCCACAAGCUCCUGGAGCGAGUCACCUUCGUGGACACGCCUGGCAUCAUUGAAAACCGCAAGCAGCAAGAACGAGGUUACCCGUUCAACGACGUGUGCCAGUGGUUCAUCGACAGAGCCGAUCUCAUCUUUGUCGUCUUUGACCCUACGAAGCUGGACGUGGGCUUGGAGCUGGAGAUGCUGUUCCGCCAGCUGAAGGGCCGAGAGUCCCAGAUCCGAAUCAUCCUGAACAAAGCCGACAGCCUGGCUACCCAGGAGCUUAUGAGAGUCUACGGUGCCUUGUUCUGGAGCCUGGCUCCUCUGAUCAACGUCACAGAGCCACCCAGGGUGUACGUUAGCUCCUUCUGGCCCCACGAGUAUCAUCCGGACACCCACAAGGACCUGUUCCUCAAAGAAGAGAUAUCACUCCUGGAAGAUCUCAACCAGGUGAUUGAGAACAGGAUGGAAAAUAAGAUCGCCUUCAUUCGCCAACACGCCAUCCGGGUGCGCAUCCACGCCCUGUUGGUCGAUCGCUAUCUCCAGACCUACAAGGACAAAAUGACCUUCUUUAGCGAUGGAGAAAUGGUGUUCAGAGACAUUGUGGAAGAUCCUGACAAGUUCUUUAUCUUUAAGUCCAUUCUGGCAAAGACCAAUGUCAGCAAAUUUGACCUCCCCAACCGCGAGGCUUACAAGGACUUCUUUGGCAUCAACCCCAUCACCAGUUUCAAGCUGCUGUCUCAGCAGUGUUCCUACAUGGGCGGGUGCUUCCUCGAGAAGAUCGAGAAGGCCAUCACCCGCGAGCUUCCCGAUCUGCUGGGGAGCAUCGGCCUGGGGAAGAAGCCCAACGUCCUCUCCUGCGACAUCACCGGCUGUGGCGAAAACCCAAAGAAUCGCUACAAGAAGCCGUAAGGUUUCUGUAACACAGCCGUCCACGUGUUCCUACCGGUGAAUGAGCUUAUGUCUUAUCUGUCCAAGAAGCCGUGGUCUGAUAACCCUUUGAGUGCCACACUGGCAAAGGCUACUGUACGAUGAGGACUUUGAGUCAUUGACACCAAUGGCAGGGGAAGAUGGGUGGGCAUAAGAAAGAGAAUAAAAACUGUGAAUUCCUGACAUUUUAUCUUUGUUCUUUUGAGUAGAAGGCAAUGUUUAAGCUGUAAGUAUGAGCAAUGUGUGGUGAGCUAGAACUGUAGCUGCUUCUUCACUGGUGCCAAGAUGGGCGAACUGGAAUUUCAGCCUCUGCAUACACGAAGCCAGCAGGGAGCGAGGACGAGGGCACGGCGAGAGCACAGGGGCGAGCAGUGACACAGUAACCUGGGGCAUCACCGGGAGCCCCGGGGCACGGCGCUGCGCAGGGAAGCAGAGGCCAGGUUCCAGCUGUUGUUUUCAGGCACAGAAAUCCUGCAAAUCUCUGCAAAUAUUGAUCCUGUUUUUCCUCCCAAGGCUUUUAGGUCACCUGGUAGAGUCCUCCUUUCAUGUAACAGCCGAGCUUAACUUUGUUCUGCAGCCUUCACCUGGGCGUGAGCCAUAAGAAGGGAUUCGGUCCCCCCGCCGGGCGUUUGCAGGGGCAUUUGUUGCUCCGGAUGGAUCACUGUGAUGGGAUCUGCAAGUCCGUGACAGAACAAGAAGUGGUCUGGAGAGGAGCUGCAGGACUUGGCUGAGUUGUGCUGGAGGAACAGGGGCAGCACCCCGCAUCACAGAGUCCUGCAAGGAGCUGUCAGCAAGUUCUCUCCAGGCCAGCACCGAGACGGCACUUCGUGCCUGCUCCUGCCAUUAACCUCAAAAAUCCAUGCUGGCAAGUCAAGCCUGAGAGUCAGCAGGGCUCAGAGGGUUAAUAGUUUGGCAGUUUGACCUCAUUUAAGUCCUCAUUGCAUGCUUUCUCCAAGCCGCCCCGGGUUUUUGUGCUCUGUGGAGGCAGACAGGAAUGGGAGAUGAUGAGCCACAUCCUUUUUUCCCUCUGCUGACCUCUUCUCCCCAGGACAAUCCAGGCAGGUUUCUGUGGCUUAUUGUCCAAACCUCACCCAUUUUAGCCAGAAUUUUGUUGGCUUAUCUCUGUGCAUCGGCGCUCAGUCCUGGGAGUCACAGGAGAAUGACUUUUGCUUCAAAGGCAAAUCCCAAGCAGGCGACCUUCCCCGGGGAAGCCGACCUUGGAACCUGGCAGCGAGCGCUGGAGGAUGACGGGUGGCCCCCACCGCCGGGCUGCGCUGCCCAGCACAAGUGACAAAGAUCUCCUGGACGGAGCCUGGUGCCUUCGAGCCCAGCCACAGCCUGCUGAGUGGCUUUUCUCCUUCCUCCUGCCAAAGGACCACAGCCACUGCUGCUCUCCAGGAAACCUCUGGAGCAGAAGGACUUACCUUUGGCAGGAACAAGAAGAGGUGGAGGUGCCGGGUGAGGCAAGAAGAAGGCAAAGGGAAUGAGCGAGGGAAAGAGAAAGCUGGAAACAGAAGGCUCUGUUGUGAUGGGAAGGGUGUGAAGGGCAGUGCCCCUUGUCGCCACGUGCCCCACGGGACGUGGGCCAAGGCAGAAGGUCCCUGGGGCCCCAUGUCCCCGCGCGCUGAGGCUGGGUACUGCAGAGAAGAGGUCCCCUGAACCCAGGUGGGUUUGGGGUAAUGCCACCCAGGGACUUCCCAAGCUCCUUGCCUCUGCUUGGGGUGAGGACUGUGCAGCUGAACUAGAGCCGACGAGACACAAAUCCACCUCCAAGCAUGGGAAGGGGCACAUCUUGUGCAGAGGGGACUGGAAGUAACGAGUGAAGGCAAGGAGAGGUGUCAGAGAAAGCAGAAGCCAGGAUAGCCUGGAGAGAAGUGAUGCACUCAUGAGUCAGUGCUGUGAGGUCUCAGACCUGCUGCCUCCCUUCGCUCCUGUUCCUUUUUCCCUCUUUCACGUUAUCUCAUUGCUCAUCGCCGUCCCUCUCUAUCUCACCCACUCUUUCUCGCCUCUCACUGUCCUCCGCUGGGUGAGUUUGCAUGGUUUUCUUAAGAGCUAAUGGCACUGAAAUGCCAAAAGAAAUGUGCUAAUAGAGUUGCUGUUCUGCCGUUGCGCUGUGUGUCAUUGUCACAGUAAGCAAAGUCCAUCAAACCUUCUAUUUGCAAGUGCCGUGUUGUGCCAUCCCUUUCUUUGCUGCCUUGUCCCUCCAGGGCCCGUGGGCUCUGCCCGGGGUGCCCCAUGGAAAGCCCCCGGAGCCCAGGAGGAGCCUGACCUCUCCCUGAUGGCCUCAGACCUGAAGGCAGCAUCACUGUGCUCUCAGGCUGCUCCCAUCCUUCUCCCAGCCCCUUUCCUUUCCUUUUCUUUUGCUCCAGCUUUUCUUCAGCACUCAUUGCCUUCUCUCCCAUUUACGACCCCUCGCUCUCUCCUCCACCGCCUGCAGCCCCGUGCAAAGCACUGGCACGAGUGUCCCUGGACGGGGCUCCUCUGACAUGGCCAGCUCCUUUCCUGGCACACUGCGCUGGGCUUCCCUCUCCCCCGCGACGUCCCACGCAAGAGCGAUGGCAGCGGGGGGGUGUCUGAAGCUGGGGCCAGGCUGGGGCCACCUCCUGCUGCCCCCGUCCCCGCGUCGCGGGCUGCGAGCAUCUCGCCUGAGCCCGCACUGGACAGACACUCGCAGGAGGACACACAGCGGGGACACAGGCCCGUGUAGGUGCCCGUGAUCGAGUGCAUUUGGAUGAAACUGUCAGCUUGAACAUCGGCCUGUCUAAUAAAUCCUGGCAUUUUCCAAACACA
Anas platyrhynchos (mallard) is the source of this 5444-nucleotide messenger RNA. It is a transcript of the gene SRL, whose product is annotated as sarcalumenin. Lineage: Eukaryota; Metazoa; Chordata; Aves; Anseriformes; Anatidae. Gene Ontology annotation, molecular function: GTP binding. The record is from RefSeq and is a predicted model, not a curated record.